CUGGACUUAAGGGGCCACAAGCGAAAGUUGGCCACACCACCUGCUGCCCAGGAGUCAACCCGUCGGCGGUGCAGGAAAGGCCAUCUGCCAGCCGCUGUGCAGUCCUGCCUUGGGGUGUGGGAGGCCCAGAGCCAUGUCGGACCUGCUACUCCUGGGCCUGAUAGCAGGCCUGACUCUGUUACUGCUGCUGACACUGCUGGCCUUUGCUGGGUACUCAGGGCUGCUGGCUGGGGUGGCAGUGAGUGCUGGUUCACCUCCCAUCCGCAAUGUUACUGUGGCCUACAAGUUCCACCUGGGGCCGUAUGGUGAGACUGGACGGCUUUUCACUGAGAGCUGCAGCAUCUCCCCCAAGCUCCGCUCCAUUGCUGUUUACUAUGACAAUCCUCACAUGGUUCCUCCUGAGAAGUGCCGUUGUGCAGUAGGCAGCAUCCUGAGUGAAGGUGAGGAGUCACCCUCCCCUGAGCUCAUCCACCUGUAUGAGAAAUUUGGCUUCAAAGUAUUCUCAUUCCCGGCACCCAGCCACGUGGUGACAGCUACCUUCCCCUACACCACCACCCUGUCUAUCUGGCUGGCUACCCGCCGUGUACACCCUGCCUUGGACAACUAUAUCAAGGAGCGAAAGCUGUGUGCCCACCCUCGGCUGGAGAUCUACCAGCAAGACCAGAUCCAUUUCAUGUGCCCACUGGCACGACAGGGAGACUUCUAUGUACCUGAGGUGAACGAAACAGAGAGGAAAUUCCGAGGGCUUGCAGAGGCCAAUGAUGCCCAGAUGAAUGGCACAGGAGCUGACACAAUGAGUGACACGAGUUCUGUAAGCCUGGAGGUGAGCCCUGGCAGCCGGGAGACUUCAGCCACCACACUAUCCCCUGGGGCAAGCAGCCGUGGCUGGGAUGAUGUUGAUGCUCGCAGUGAGCACAGCUACAGCGAGUCAGGCGCCAGUGGUUCAUCCUUUGAGGAGCUGGACCUGGAGAGUGAGGGUCCCAUGGGGGAAACACAGCUGGACCCUGAACCUGAACCCCUGGGGUCCACCAAGUGGCCCUGGGAGCCUAGUACUCCUGAGAAGAGCAAGGAGUAACCUGCUGCCUGCACCUUCCUGUGAUGGAGUUGCUAAGGAACUGAGCAGACUCUCCAGCCCUCUUCCUUCACCUCUUGGGCCUUGGCUAAAGCCAGGGGGUGCCUGAAGUUCUUGAUUUCUCUUACCCCAGGCUUCUUGCUAAGCCCUCUUCUUACUGCUCUUUUGGCUUCCAGGCCAAGGAGCCAGGGACUGUUUUCUGCACCAGCCCCCAAGGAUGCCAUCUCUGUUACAUCUUUUUUCGGACUGACACAUCAGAGCUUCCAGGACCCAGAAUAAAGCAAAUGAUUUUCUUGUUUCA
This is a messenger RNA of Otolemur garnettii (small-eared galago), 1373 nucleotides long. It is a transcript of the gene TEX264, whose product is annotated as testis expressed 264. NCBI's taxonomy places the organism in Eukaryota, Metazoa, Chordata, Mammalia, Primates, Galagidae. The record is from RefSeq and is a predicted model, not a curated record. The transcript is spliced from 5 exons. Gene Ontology annotation, biological process: protein-DNA covalent cross-linking repair; reticulophagy. Gene Ontology annotation, cellular component: autophagosome membrane; replication fork; nucleus. Bases 134 to 1075 code for a protein of 313 amino acids.